UCAGAUUCUAUAAAGAAAAAACUGAUUAAUUUUAGAGCUGACAUGAACAUCUUUACUAAGGUCCCAGGAUUAGCCCAACAAACCAGCAAGCUGGGGUCUGUGCUCCAACGUGCCUUCUACGGGUCCAGUGGGAGGGUGACCCUUUUUGAGCAGAGGAACUUUGCUGGCCGGCGGCUCGACCUGACGUCUGACUGCACCAGAAUCAGCGACAAGAACUUCCCAGAAAGAUGCAACUCUGUGCAGGUGGAGAGCGGAGCGUGGGUGGGGUAUGAACAUGAGAACUUCCGGGGCCGUCAGUACCUGUGGGACAUGUCCGACCGUGGCGAGUACAACUGCUACGACAAGUGGUGCGCUCAGGCUGACCAUGUCUCCUCCGUCCGUGCUGUCAAACAGGACAAUAACCCUGCCAGAGCUCAGCUGUUUGAGCGAGCCGGCUUCUCCGGAAAGAAGAUGGAGAUCCAGGACGACAUUCCCAACCUGAUGAGCCGCUACAGCCUCAACAGAGUCGCCUCCAUCCGCGUGCUGGGCGGAGCGUGGGUGGUGUAUCAGGAGCCGAACUACAGGGGACCUCACUACAUCCUGGAGAAGAAAGAUUACAACAACUUCUCCGACUGGGGCAGCCAGAACAACACGGUGGGCUCCAUGCGCCGAGUCCGCUUCAACUGAACCGCCGAAGAUGAUC
Molecule: messenger RNA, 682 nt
Organism: Cheilinus undulatus (humphead wrasse)
Lineage: Eukaryota; Metazoa; Chordata; Actinopteri; Labriformes; Labridae
Gene: crybgx
Product: crystallin beta gamma X
Exons: 7
Coding region: 43-666 (207 amino acids)
Biological process (GO): visual perception; lens development in camera-type eye
Molecular function (GO): structural constituent of eye lens
Source: RefSeq, a predicted model, not a curated record